AUGUCUUCGAGUGAAAGAACCGGUUUAAUUGCAAGCUCUAGAAAUGGGAGCGAUCCAACAGGCCUCAGCUCCACGAAUAGUCCCAAGGACAAUAGUAGCGGCACCAACGGUAGUACCAGACUAGCGAUUCUCAUUGCAUAUCUCGGGGCAUUUCUUGCUAGCUCUGACGAGUCAGUCGUCAUCGCGACCUACGAUGUCAUUGCUUCCGAGUUCCAUGAACUCGCCAAAGGCCCAUGGCUAGUCACUGGCUACAAUCUGGGCUACUGCAUUGCAUUACCGAUUUAUGGCACAUUGGCAGAUGCAUGGGGGCGCAAGUUAUCCAUGCUUGUAGGAUACUCAUUCUUUGGCAUAGGCUGUCUUAUCAGCUCUAUCAGAGCAGCAUUGACUGGGUUGAUAGUAGGGCGAAUCGUCAGUGGCGUCGGCGCUGCUGGCAUGGCCAUCACAGUCUCGAUAAUCAUCACCGAUCUUGCUGCUCCGCGUGAUGUUGCCCUUUUGCGGAGCUAUACCAACGUUGUAGCUAUGAUCGGACGGGGCGUUGGGGCUCCAAUAGGUAGCAUCGUGGUCAAUUCACUUGGUUGGAGAUGGGCGUUUGCUGGUCGGUUGCCACUCAUUGUGCUCUGUUUGGUUCUGUCCCGAGUAUACUUCUCAGACCACCACAAAGAGACCGCCGAGCCCCAAACUUCCCACGGGUGUAAUAUCAAGCAACUUGAUUACCUGGGCAUUGCUACCUUUGCAACUGCGGUCGUGGCUCUGUUGAUGGCCAUCACAAUUGCAGGCCAGGAAGGCGGCAAGAUGUCCCACCUCUAUUUUUGGUUGGUGAUCUUCACACUUGCAGCAAUCUUCUUUACCUUGCACGAGAUUCUGUGGGCGAAAAGACCACUGGUGCCUCUUAAGCUGCCUACCAAGCUACUGAUCUUCAGCGGGAGAAAUGGGCUUGUUGCUACUAUAACUCAAUAUCUCACCCAAGUGAAGCGUCUUCCGGAGGCUACGGCUUCAAUGUACCUCGUUCUCAGCACGAUGGGACUUGCAGUCGGAACAAAACGGUACAGAACGCGAAGUCUUUACUCCGCUGUCAUCAGCAUCCUCUCAUCAAUACUCCUCUUUUUCGCUUGGCAUUUCGACCAUCCGGUCGUAGAGUCUUUGUUGGUGAUUCCCAUGAGUACGCCGAUUGGCAUCAUCACCUCCGGUGAUUUUAUCGGCAUGUCCAGUCGCCCGUCGCCAGAGGUCCUGGCGUCUUCGAUUGGAGCAUACUACCUCAGCCAGCAGCUGGGUUUGAUUGUGUGUGCAGCAAUGGGACCCUUGGUCGUGAGAACUGGGUUCAAGCACGACAUUGCCGGGGGGGCUGAACGAGUCAUCCGCAAUGUGCUUCGCGAUGCCAAGUACGUCGAUACCCUACCGGAAGAUAUACAGAGAGUAGUCCGUUCCUCCUUGGGCUACGGAUAUCAAUUCGUACCAGUACUUGCGACGGUCACUGUUGCUCUCUGUGUGUCCAGCCUGGUGUUGACGCGCGAACAAUCGGUGGAAUAA
Messenger RNA from Aspergillus brunneoviolaceus CBS 621.78, 1527 nucleotides. RefSeq names its product MFS transporter. Gene Ontology annotation, molecular function: basic amino acid transmembrane transporter activity. Gene Ontology annotation, cellular component: fungal-type vacuole membrane. Gene Ontology annotation, biological process: basic amino acid transport; transmembrane transport. The record is from RefSeq and is a predicted model, not a curated record. NCBI's taxonomy places the organism in Eukaryota, Fungi, Ascomycota, Eurotiomycetes, Eurotiales, Aspergillaceae. The transcript is spliced from 11 exons. The coding region runs from base 1 to 1527 and encodes 508 amino acids.